UUUAUAAUGAAAUUGUAGUUUACUAGUAGAAUAGCAAAUUAUAUUAAUUGACGAUGGUACGCAUCUGGAGAAGUGAUAUCUUUAUCCCUAAUUGCUGCUUAUUUUGACUUUUGACUGCAAUGUUUAUACCUAUCAAAUUAGAUACGGUCUGGAUGUGCUUUAUCUGUAGUAUCAAUAUCGGCCAGGUUUCUUUCUGUCUUGAUCAAGUAAAGUGCGUUGCGUCUGUGAGAUGAGCGAACAAUAUAUUCAUUUUCGCCGCUCAAUUCCUUUUUAUUUUCAGAAGAAAAAAGUACAAAAGAGAUAAAAAAAGUUUUGUAAUGUUUAUAGUGAUACACCAAUCAAUAAAUUGACCAUUUAAAAGCGGAUCAAAAGGUUUAAAUAUGGAAAUUCCAAUUUAACUUAAGUAAUCGAAAACGAAGUGUCGGGUCAUCAACGACUAAUGCGGACGGAACUGCGAAUUUAAUCUAUCAAAAUUCAAGAUAUACGAUAAAGGAAAUUACCAACUUGUUACACAUACCAAUUGAACAUAAAAUUAUUGGCCUUUUUUUAUAUAUUAUGAUAGUUUUCGACGCAUAGAAUCCAAAAAUGCAAGUCUUAAUUUUAGAAAUCUGGCGGUUCAAAAGUUAUGCGAAUACAAAUUUGAGCAUAUUUUAACAUAUUUUACACGGUUAUUUUGAUGCCACGUUUUACAUACGCAUGGACCGCUGGAUCCCUAAAGACUUUUAUUUUUGAAUUCUACACGCCGAGAACUAUUAAAAGACUAUUUUGUAUUCCCUAAAAUGAAAUUAAAUCCAGCAAGAAAAUCCAUCCAAGAAAAUGUAAACGGAAUUAUCACACAACCUAUUAGUAGUGCUCCGGUCUAUGGAUCCGACCGACUAUGGAUCUAAACUUUAUCUAAUCAGUUAUCGGGGAGGUAAGUGUAUUUUUAAGAAAUUUUAAGUAUCUCUCCUUUCCAUUGAAUGCAACUGAGAUGCAAAUGCCUCCACGAAAUUAAAAUCUGUUCCAAGAAUUGCGUAUACUGUGUAUAGUGACAAUAGCGACGCCCAAUUAACGCGGUAUACGUCUGUACUACGACAUCGCUCAUUUUCGACUGCAUUCGUAAAACAUCGCUGACGAUGGUACUGUCAUCAGUAGGCGAACAUAGGAAACAUAUUUAACCCUUCGUAAGUUCGUAAACUACAAAUGCACUGUGCGCACGUUGAUUUCGGUCAUUUUGCCUGGAGAUCUCCGGUUUGACAUACAUGGGAGAGACCCGCGAUUUUUAACAUCGGUACUGCAAAAGAUACAAAUAAUCGUCGAUUAAGAAAAGUACGAUGGCAGACUAUGUGAUCGGUGACACAAAACCGGCAGAUAUACCUCUACCGGAUGAUGGCCUUUCAGCAGCACAAUUAUUCGCUACCGGCGACGGUCUUACGUAUAAUGAUUUUAUUAUUUUACCCGGUUACAUUGAUUUUACCGCCGACGAGGUUGAUUUAUUAUCGCCGUUAACGAAGAAGAUUAUGAUUAAAGCACCGCUGGUAUCAUCUCCCAUGGACACAGUUACAGAAUCCGACAUGGCUAUUGCCAUGGCUCUAUGUGGAGGAAUUGGAAUAAUACAUCAUAAUUGUACGCCCGAGUAUCAAGCCAAUGAAGUACAUAAGGUCAAAAAAUAUAAACAUGGUUUCAUUAGAGAUCCAGUAGUCUUAUCACCCAAUCACACAGUCAAAGAUGUCCUAAAUGUGAAAGCUGAACAUGGCUUUUCUGGUGUCCCUAUUACAAAUACAGGAAAAGUUGGGGGAAAACUAUUGGGUAUUAUAACAUCUAGAGAUAUUGACUUUUUGGAAAGUACAACAAAUCAACAAUACAUAAAAUUGGAAUCAAUAAUGACAAAAUUAGAAAAUUUAAUUACUGCAACUGCUGGUGUUACAUUACAAGAAGCAAAUGUAAUUCUUGAGAAGUCUAAAAAAGGGAAGCUUCCAAUUGUCAAUGAAAAAGGGGAAUUAGUAUCUUUAAUGGCAAGAACUGAUUUAAAAAAAAAUCGUAGUUAUCCAAAUGCCAGUAAAGAUGAGAACAAACAAUUAUUAGUUGGUGCUGCUAUUGGCACACGCAAUGCUGAUAGACAAAGACUGCAACAUCUUACUACAGCUGGUGUUGAUGUUAUUGUCUUGGAUUCUUCUCAAGGCAAUUCCAAAUAUCAAAUUGAUAUGAUUAAGUACAUUAAAUCAGAAUAUCCAGAAUUGCAGGUAAUUGCAGGAAAUGUUGUAACAACUAUGCAAGCUAAAAAUCUUAUAGAAGCUGGAGCAGAUGCUUUAAGAGUUGGGAUGGGUUGUGGAUCUAUUUGUAUUACUCAAGAAGUUAUGGCUGUGGGAAGACCUCAAGCAACUGCUGUAUAUAAAGUUGCAGAAUAUGCAAGGAAAUUUGGUGUACCUAUUAUAGCUGAUGGUGGUAUUCAAUCUAUUGGGCACAUUAUUAAAAGCUUAAGUUUAGGUGCUAGCACAGUCAUGAUGGGAUCUUUAUUGGCUGGUACUUCAGAGGCACCAGGUGAAUAUUUUUUUAGCGAUGGUGUACGUCUAAAGAAAUAUAGAGGUAUGGGCUCCUUAGAAGCUAUGAAUAGAAAAGAUGCACAUGGCUCAGCAAUGGAUAGGUACUUCCAUAAUGAAAUGGACAAAUUGAAAGUAGCUCAAGGUGUUAGUGGCUCAAUAGUUGACAAAGGAACUGUUUUAAAAUUCUUACCCUAUCUGUUAUGUGGCAUUAAGCAUGGAUGUCAAGAUAUUGGAGCAAAAUCUAUCUCUACCUUGAGAUCUAUGAUGUAUAGUGGAGAAUUAAAAUUUGAAAGAAGGACACAUUCUGCUCAGCAAGAAGGAAAUGUUCAUAGCCUUUUCUCAUAUGAAAAAAGACUUUUUUAA
Bombus impatiens (common eastern bumble bee) is the source of this 2885-nucleotide messenger RNA. It is a transcript of the gene ras, whose product is annotated as inosine-5'-monophosphate dehydrogenase 1b. NCBI's taxonomy places the organism in Eukaryota, Metazoa, Arthropoda, Insecta, Hymenoptera, Apidae. The record is from RefSeq and is a predicted model, not a curated record. Gene Ontology annotation, molecular function: IMP dehydrogenase activity. The coding region runs from base 1314 to 2885 and encodes 523 amino acids. The transcript is spliced from 3 exons. Gene Ontology annotation, cellular component: cytoplasm. Gene Ontology annotation, biological process: GTP biosynthetic process.